Anopheles stephensi (Asian malaria mosquito) is the source of this 12929-nucleotide messenger RNA. RefSeq names its product putative transcription factor capicua (gene cic). The coding region runs from base 2461 to 11472 and encodes 3003 amino acids. Gene Ontology annotation, cellular component: nucleus. The record is from RefSeq and is a predicted model, not a curated record. Lineage: Eukaryota; Metazoa; Arthropoda; Insecta; Diptera; Culicidae. The transcript is spliced from 17 exons. Gene Ontology annotation, biological process: regulation of transcription by RNA polymerase II. Gene Ontology annotation, molecular function: RNA polymerase II transcription regulatory region sequence-specific DNA binding; DNA-binding transcription factor activity, RNA polymerase II-specific.
CGCAACCGUGAAAGGCAGAAAAACAUCAAUGGGAAAAUGGCUUGUUCACCCCAAUCAGGCCAGGCAGUGAAAACCGGAUGGAUUUCCUUCAUCACACUCUCGCGCACACACACAAACACACACACACACAUUCACACACAGAAACCAAAACGCACGGGGAGCAAUCGCGGAUGGAAUGUUCUUGUCCACUUGCAGCAGUACUGAGAGCCUACUCUCUGCAUCCCUCUGGCUCUUUGUGUGUAGCGUUUAUGUGUUUUUUUUUCCUUUUCGUUCGUUGUGAGAAACGGGAACUUGUUUUUCGAGCAGAAGAAUAAGAAGGCAUUUGAGAAGUAGCAGCAGCAGCACCAGCACCAGCCGCGGCAGCUAGCAACCAGUAUCAUCAACAUAGUAGGCGCACAGAGUUCGCGUUGUUUGUGCGUUCUGGUGGGCUGCUCUUUUCUCGGGUUGCUCCGUGUACGCUCGCGUUCCGUUCCAAGAUCGUUUUGCGACGAAUUCUACAUGCGAUGUGAUUGUGUGAACGAACGGUUGUAAAUAGUAGUCGUCCCACUAGGUGCUUCUAUGUAAAUAAUUAGGCAACUUUUGUGCGGUGCAAUAGCGUGACGGAAGUGAUCAGCAGCGCAGUCCAGAAAUAGUGGCCGAGAUCGCAUAUGCGCCUGUAGUGUGUUGUUGUUACUGAUGUGUUGCGUACGUGUGUGCAUAUGUGUGUAAAGUGUUGCGUACUACACCUUAGCCGUAGUAGGAAGUGUCCAAUCCUAUCCGCUUUUGGUGAUUAGAGAAAAUGUGAUCCUUGUGUAAUUUAGUUACAAUUUCGGCAAAACAUCCGCCGAGUUAAAACAACGAUCGUUUCCUGAGCGAUGCGUGACGUAUGUAGGUUUUUUUGUUGUCGUGCCUUGUCCGCCGGGACCGUGCGUUUGUGUAUGCGUUAGUGAAUGGUGUUGGCCCGUCCGUACCGUCGCGUCGCAUCCGUGUGUCGACGAUAGAUGGAAUACGCGCCUGUCCCUGCAUGCCCCCCCAUACAUAGUAGUGAGCAGUAGUAGUGUACACGAUGGCCGUCCAACGGCGCAGGAGACGGUGCACACUGCCGUCGUAGCCGUGGAGGAAGCAUGGUGACGCAAACGCGCCCGGUGGUGCAGUGUUAGAGCGCGUCGUCGUCUGUGCAUUGCGGGAGCAAUGUUAUGAUAAUGGGUGUAGUAACCCGCACAACUAACCUUUAGUACGUGUGUAGGCGUUCCGAACCACGUCCACAGCAUCGUCGACCCAGGCAAUCGUUAUUGCCUCAGCGAUAAUCGGUGGUUGUGUGUGUGUGUGUGGGGAGGGGGCAACGGAAGGUACGCGGGGAGGGGGGUGUUGUGUGAAAGUGGCAACAUCUUUUGAGCCCGCGGCUCGAUAUCUCAUCAGUCGUCAAGACGAAUGGGAAGUGAAUCAAAUCGUGAGUGUGAGUGUGUGUCUGUGUCCCCAGCUUGGUGAGGGUCGUGUUUUGUGCAUAAGCACACAAAUUAUUUACGUUUGAAGUUUGUGAGUGGAAGAAGAAGAACCAAGCACAUUACAUACACGCGCGUCCCCCAAUACGUCCGAAAGUGGGCAAAAAAAAAGCGGUGCUGUCCACGGUACCGGUGCGGCGCUGCACACCACGCCUACCCUCUACACUCAAUCGCCUGGCCUGUGUGCCUGUUGGUCUACCGUGACCAUCGCUACUCGUAGUCGCGAUCCUUGUGUGUGUAGCCGUGGCUUGACAACAAACAAACAAACGAAAAAGAAGCACAACACACGGGCACGGGCGGCAGCAGCAGCAACAGCGCAUCAUCAUCAACACACUACUACUCUUCGACCUUUGAGCAUAGCUAGCAGCGCUCGCGUCAACCUACUAACCGCCGGCUGUGCAUGCUUUCGUUUGUACUGCUGAAUCUCUUCGAACGAGCUUAGGUUGUAGCAUACGAGAUUUUUUGCGAACGUGCAGCAGUUUCAAGCGGACGGACGAACGUUAAGGAUACAGUUUCCAUGAGAAGCAUAAUUAAGCACAACGGGAGAAUCACCUGGAGCAUCAGCCAAUGAGUUGAAUAGAUUGAAAGAUACUGGAACAAACAAAGGUGAAGGAACAAGGCAAGGACAAUCGAAAAACCACGGCCGAUUAAACAUAACGUGCUUGAACGAUACGUUCAUCAGAUUACAACCAAAAGUGGCUCUUAGAGAUCGGCCAAUAUCUAGCUGAUAGGUAUGGAGAUUAUCAAGCUAAGGAUAGUUUUAAUCGUGGUGUAGCGUGGUGUACCUUAGUCGCUACAUCCGAGUUGUCCCACUCGCCUUGCCACUCGCCAGUAAAAUCAAACAAUAAACAAGAGAGAAACAUAAAAACGCGACGCUUAGCGAGGAGAGCGUUGCGCCGAACCAGAACAUUAGCUCAGCCAGAAGAGAGAAAGUGCCAAACCUUGAUGUGGCCAGUGUCAGUAGUGUACCGGGGCAAGCAUGAUACCGCAAAAACAACCCCCGCCAGCAACAGUACCAGCAUCAGCAUCGUCGUCCCUGUCGUCGGCAACGCAGCAACAGUCAGUGAAUGCUAGUGUCAGCGGGACUCACAGUAACAACAGCAUGACAACGACCGUCGUCGCCGUUAAUACCGGUCCCGGAACGGCAGCGACGGUGGGCUCAGCUUCCGGGACGGGUUCGGCGAUGGGCAGCAGCACUACCACCACCACCGAACGGACAGUGCUGGCGGAGAAAAGCACCGUUCAGAAUGCAACGCCACGGCAGCAUCCGAAAAAGCGAAAGUUUGAUCUCGCCGAAUUGGAGGAAAUGGAGACGCAUCGGCCGGUACCACCACCACCGAUGCUCGUGCCACCUGCACCCACUUCGUCGCCAUGCUCCGGAGCGCACGGGGGAAAGCAGGAGGCACAACCGAUGGAUACCGAGGGAGGGGGAGGUCGUGAAGUGGAAAGAGAUGGAGGAAAUCGUGGCGAGGAGGCUGACCUAUCACAGCGGUCUUCGUGUACCGCUGGAACGGCGGUAUUCCGGAAAGGUGAACCGGAGGAAAAUGGGAGUUUCGGUGCGUACCAUUACGGUGCUACCAAUGGCAAUUUUGGUAGGGACAGUGUCACCGGCACUCAUAUGGCCACCGACGCAAGAACGGUCAAUCAAAGCGCGUACGAAAACACGAUUCAAUCGGAACGAGCGCACCGCGAACUCGCGGGCAGCCGGGAACGGGUAUUGAACUGUACCGGGCAGCGCUCGCAGGCGAGCAGCAGUCCCGGCCAGGGUGGUUCAGCGAGUAGCGGUGGCGGUGGUUUGAUCACCGCACAGCACCAACAGCAUCGUGCCAGCCCGGGAAGUGCGGAAACGGCGCUGAUCAAUCUUACAUCCGUCCCAACGACUGCAACGUUGCUGACGAUGGUGCCGGCCAGUAACAGUGGCAAUAAUGGGAAGGCUCACCAUUUGCAACAGCGUCCGGGAGCGGGAUCGCUUUAUGCGCAUCAGGUUCACCUUCAGCAGCAGCCACCGCCGCCGCUGCCGCCGAACGCUGGUCGCCAGAGUCCGGGCAUGAUCGCUGCCAGUAGCAGUGGAAGUAGCAGUAAUAGUAUAAGUUACACGAAUAAUACCAGUAGCAUUAGCAAUAGCAGUAGUAAUGGUGCCACUUCGACCGCCUCCUCCUCCUCCUCCUCCUCCUCCACCAUCGCCACGAUGAAUCGAUCUCAGAGCUAUACCAUUUCCACGAUUACGCUGCAACAGCCAUCACCGUCGAGUACGGCUUCGCCACCAGGUGCCAUCGAUCCAUCCAGCCCGCUGCUCCAGCAGCAGCAGCAGAAUCAGCAUCCGCAUUCUGCUCACCAGCAGCAGCAGCAGCAGCAUCCGAUAAUUGCACACAACCGGCAGAUACUGCUGGCCGUCGAUCCUGCCACAAUACGGCACCAUCAGCAGCAGCAGCAGCACCAGCAGCAGCAGCAAGUGUUACGGUUACAACCUACGUCCACACCACCCGACACAUACUACAUCAGCAAUAAGAAACUCCACACGACGCCAGCGUACGGCUCACCUGGAAGCUACAAACCUUCCCCGACACCGCCAUCGGCAGGAAGUGCGGUUGCUACAUCGACACCUUCGCCCGUACAUCAGCUAGCAGCCUCGACGUCGUUCUCUGUACCACAGCAUCACUACCAGCAUCAGCAGCAUACCGCCCUGCUGCACCAGCCACCACCGAGUCAGCAUUCCCAGCAGCAGUUCCGCCAACAGUCACCACCAUCAUCCUCGGCUACCGCUGCGUCUCAGCAGGAGGCGGCCACCCCACUGAUUGACCUCAGCGAAUGGAUUAACCAUCGGGUGUUGGCGCGACGAAAGGAAGUGUAUGACUCUGGCCGCAUUCGAGCGACGUCCGCACCGGGAACGGUUGUUAUCGGGUUCGAUCAGCCCGAGGGCAGCCAUCAGACAUACCAGGGUGUGCUGGACGACAUGCACCGGCAGCAGGAUAUCAUCGACGACGUGUGUCCCGCGCUUGCCGACCUGCAGCCGGGCGUGCGGGUCUGCGUAAGGGCUACCUGUGUACAUCCGCAUCCCGUGCUGUCCAACGGCGGGGAUGUAUUUAUCGAGGGCAUUGUGAAGGAAGUGCACGGCAAUAAGAAACAGUUUUCCGUUCAGAUUUUGAGCCCUUCCGUAGCGGACAAGCAAGAGCUGCGAAUAGUGAAACGAGUUGAUAUGCGGCUGCUUAAACCACCCUGGUGGGAUGAAUUGCAAGAUGCGUUGGAUAAUUACAGCGGCCAUACAACGCUACCGGCAGGGUCGAUGGCAGAUUGUGGAUCCACCAGACGUAACACUCUCACCCUCGAUCAGCAUCGUCCGCAGGACGGAGAGACUGUUGUGAAAGCGCAACAACCGCAACAACCCGCCAUAGUGAGCUACGUGCUGACAACGUCGGCCAACAGUGAUCAUCAUCUGCACGCUGCCGGGGCGAAUCAGCUGGUGGCAGGGGUUUCCAGUGGACCCGGCAGCGGACAACCGUCCACCACCAUCAUCUACACCAGUGGUGCACCGUACAAAAAUAGCAUCAGCAUAACGCAGGGACGCGGUAUGGGUAGUGCCGGUAUACGGUACGACCCAUCACUGGGAGCAGGAACAUCGCUGGAACAGCAGCAGUUGAAGCAGCAUUUGCAUGUGCCAUUGCAGUUGCAGCACGUUAUGCCGGCCGGCACGGGUGAAGAGCAACACCAGUACCGCAGUGCCGCCACGUCGCCCUUUCAGUCUGUUCAGCUAGCUGACCGUGAGCGGGAUGGGAUGGACGCAGCUUCCAGCCACUAUACCGGGGCACAUUCGCGCUCGCAUUCCCUCCACCAUGUCGCUCAUCCGGUGCAGGUUGGACUGUCGCCUGCACCGGCACACAGCAGCAGCAACACGAUCGGCGGUGGAACGUCGGGCUCGGGUGGUGCUGGCACUAACAGCGGCAGCUCAGUAUUACGAACGCUCAGUCCGGACGAUCUGCGCAUCACGAAUCGCAGCUACGAUAACGAAAGCGAUGAUGAGGUGCGCAGCAGUUUUCCCAUGGAAGGUGAAACGGAAAAAUACUCAGGCAGCAGCAAGCGGAGCAGUAUGCAAAGCCGUGGAAGUACCUCAAGCUUACUGGAUCAACGAAGUACACCCCGAUCUCAACCUGCAACCCCAAGAUCUCAAGCGGCGACACCGCACCGGUUUAAGAAGGGAGACGUCGUAUCAACGCCGACCGGGAUACGAAAAAAAUUCAACGGCAAGCAGUGGCGCAGGCUGUGCUCGAACGAAUCAUGUUCGAAGGAAUCUCAACGACGAGGCUACUGCUCGCGGCAUCUCAGCCAGAAAGGCAGCAAUGCCCUUCGGUCGUCUACCAGCUCGGUGACGAACCACUUCAAUAGGUACGCUGUUUUUUCCCAACGUAAGAGAUUAGUUGUAAUUUACACUUCGUGUUCCUUUAACAGCAGUCGAUCAAGCAGUAAAACGCAGCUGGAUGAGGAAACAUCGCGAGAUUCAGAAACAUCGCCCCACUACCGCGUCACGGGACGCUUUGAUCAGGAUGAAACGGAUGCUGCUAAUAUGCUGGUAUCGCUCAGCAGUUCUCGUUCGGCGACACCUAGCAAUUCCUUCUCCUCUCCGACGGGGCACGGAUCGUCUCCGCUAGCAACGCAAUCGCCGGUAAUGAUCGGCAAUCGACAGAACCUCUUUCUGCCGAUCGGCAGCCCGGCGCCGUCCAGCGAACUGCAUGGCAGUGUCGGUAGUGGCACCAGCAAGUACAAAACGAACACUCCGAGCCCGAAUCCAUCGCACACCAUUGGCGGUGGUAUCGGGAUUGGGGGUAGCGGUACCACUACCGGAAGCCAUCACCAUCCGUUGAUUCGUCCGGAGUCAUUGCGACCAAUACAACCGCCAACGAGCAAUGCUACUGCUCCUCCACCGACCGGUCAUGCGACUAGCGUCAUUCGGAUGUCACCCCUGUAUUCCCAGCAUUCGACACAUCCGUCGGCCAUCUACGCCACGUAUCCGUUACAUGUGGGAGGCAACAGUUCCACAGUGACACAAUCGUCUUCGGCUGCUCAGCAGCAAGCGCACGUGGAAUCUUUAGCUUCAAAUGGGGUUGUUCAGCAUCAACAACAGCAUCAACCACUUCCCUUGCAACAACAGCAACAGCAGCAGCAACAACAGCAGCAGCAGCAGCAGCAUGAACAGCAAGAGCAACCUCACGCAUUGGUAACGACAAGUCGAUCGCAACCAACUUCCGGUCAGGUUCAGAUUGUUUCGCAGUCGCCUGUUCAAGCUCACCAUCAUCACUCAAUCAUACAGCAGCAGCAGCAGCAGCAACAGCAGCAGCAGCAACAACAUACCGUGGUAUUGACCACCCAACAGCAGCAGUCCUUAACGGUGCCAAAAAACGGCAUUAGCACGGGUUCCACCUAUCAAUGGCAUGCAUUGCUUCCGAUCAUACAUAGUCCGUCAGCGAUCGCCAAGAGCAACCACCAUCCACAUCAUCAACACCACCACUACGCGCACGUGGCGCACUCGCAGACCUAUGGACCACCCGCAACAGUAGCAGCAGCAGUCCCUGCUGCCGGCCCACCAUCAUCCGUGGCGGCGUCGGUUGUUGCCUCACAACCGCCGUCGAUUGGAAGCCCCUCCACAACGACAGCAAAGUCGUCUUCGUCGUCCGCUACCUCUUCGAUGAUCAUUGCACCAUCCAAGAUGUACUCUUCACCACCACCGCCGCCGUCCCAAGCAGCAGCAGCAGCGGAGGAUAUGGUUUCCAUCGACGAUGACGACCAGGGAGACGAUGAUGUCUUUGAAGCAGAGCCCGUGAAAACAGUACCCAACACGAACAACCAAACAAGCAGUCGGUAUGCGGCGGCGGCGGCGGCGGCAGGAGGUGGUGACGCUAGUGGUGGCGGCAGCGGAGGAAACCAUCAGCUCCUGCGCGGAAUGGACAUUGAAGCGCCCGUGACGGUGCCUAGCAGUAAGGCAUGUUCGAGCGAAAGCGCCGAGUCGAUCGCAAAGCGGCGAACGCAAUCGUGCAGUGCUGCACUGCAGGCGGCCGCAGUAUCGAACGGUGGCGGUGGUAGCGGUGGUGGAAGUGGUAACGGCACACCGAAAGAACCGCAGAGUCCGUUAAGCAACAAGAAGGAUGCUAAAAUUCGGCGCCCCAUGAACGCGUUCAUGAUCUUCUCCAAACGGCACCGGGCGCUCGUGCACCAGAAGCACCCGAACCAGGACAAUCGAACGGUGAGCAAAAUUCUCGGCGAAUGGUGGUACGCGCUGAAGCCGGAAGAGAAAACCAAAUACCACGAGCUGGCGAGUGAGGUGAAGGAAGCGCACUUCAAGGCCCACCCCGAAUGGAAAUGGUGCUCGAAGGAUCGUCGCAAAUCUUCAUCAUCCGCGAAGGAGGGCGCCGGCGGGGUACCGGCCAGUGGCGGUGUGCUGGUAUCGGCAGGCGGUGCCAGUGGCCGUGGUCGGAUCGAUUCCUUCGACGGAAACGAUUCGUUCGACGAGAAGAGUCCAAAAACGCCAUCGGAAGUCGCGUCGUCGGUGAGUUGUGCCGGGUCGGGUGGAAGCGGCGACAUAAUUCCGCUGACCGUGGCGCCGUACAACACAAUCGACGAAACGGCUGAACCAGUGACACCGUCGUCGUCAUCGUCCAGCAUGAUGAUGAUGCUGCCACCGACGACAACGGCCAACCACGGUUCAGCAGCUUCAAGCAAUACGGGAAGCCACAGCAAUCCGGAAGCGAUGGUCGUCGAUACCGCAGCGAGCAUAUCCUCGCCUCCAGCCCAACGCUAUGCCGAUAAGGAAGAUCGAGACAAAAGCGAUGAUCAGAUGGACAUUUCCAUCACGGACGAGAAGAUGGAUGAAGGCGAUGCGGGCGUGACGGACGAGGACCAGCAGCAGAUGGCGAGCGAGGACGCGCACCCAGCAACGGUGCUGCCAUCCUCCUCAACUGCGCAGCCGAACGACGUGUCAGAGCUCGAUCUGAAAUGUGCCGAAAAGGUAAGCGAUUCAGACGUGGAGGAAAGCUCUGGCGGCAACGCUCAGGGCAAGCAAGACCAUGAGGAAAUCAGGCACAAAGUAACUACUGCCCCAUCUAACGCUGCUAGCUCUUCCACAAAGGUUUCACAAUCGACGGUUUCAAACGAUUACCAUCACGGUAGCAAUGGGGACGUAGCGACGGACUACUCGAUCAAAACCCUGACGACGACGGCAAGCAACGGAGCAGCAAAUACAGGCGGCGGCCCACCAACCACACCCGGUGGAUCUAACGCUUCCUCGCUGGAAGCAUCUGCCGGAUCAUUGCUGACGUGCAAACCGAAACCGAUUAAAGCGGGCGCGAUACGUCAACAGCAGAUGGGUAGUGAUAGUGGGGGGACUAUCAGUUCCGGCACAGGCGGACAUAUUACCGCCAGCUCGGGAGGGGACAGUAAUGGUGGUAGCAACAUUACUUCUUCUGGCAGUAGUGCUGCUGCUGCUGCUGCUAGUGGACAGGGCGGUGGUAGCAUCUAUCAGCAUCAUCACUCCCAUCCACACCACCACCACCACCAUCACCCGAUCGGGUACGCGUACAGCAGUCCGAAAAAUCCAGUCGGUGUUUCACCAUUCCAGCCAACGGGCGGAGCAUUUAAAACGAUGCCCCAGAGCCCCAAAACACUGGGAAAACAGGACCACCCAUCAUCGUAUCUGCUUUCGCCAGCCUCCUCAACGCCAACAGUGUCUACGGUCAAGAUGGAACCGGCAGAAAAUCUCACCACCACCACCAGUAACGCUCGGAGCAAUGUCGAUACCAUAUUUAACUUUUCCACCGCCGCAAUAAAGGAGCAAUAUCAGCUGCAGCAGCAACCGACAGCGCUUUAUCACGGCAAUGACCAGCAGCAGCACAAACUGCUGCUGGCCGUAAGCAGUAGCGGCACGGAAUCCAUGACGGCGGCAGCCCACUCAACGCUGACCGUUACCCCACCGAGCAGCAGCUGCUCGUCGGAAAGCGGUGGGAGCGGGCUGAGCAACAGCAGCACCAAAUGUAAAUCGCUGUUAGAGCUUAAUCCCACCAUCUGUUACACGAUUUCGAACGUUAACGGUGGCCAUUCGGCCACCAGUAGCAAUGCAAACCUUAAGCCUAGUACUAACGCAAUAGUGAUGAGCAUGAAACAAGUUCUACCGGUGCCGUCAUCCUCCACGCCGUCAUCCGUUGCUUCGCUACCGUCCUCGUUGACACUGUCCUCGGUUGCCGCACUGCACCCGCUGCAGCCGCCCGGUACCGGUGCGUUCUCCGCCAACAGUAGUGGCGCGACCGACCUGACGACGGUGUUACCGGCCAGUGCCGUAAGCGCCAGUGCCGGGCUCAGCAACAACACCACGACCACCAUCCUGGCGCCCCACGCAACGCAACGACUACCGGGCCGGCAGAAAUUGAUGCUGUGUCCUCAGGGCUACCCCACGGCGCAAAUGCAACCGUCCCAGGCGCACCACAACCAGCAGCAUCAGUAUGCAACGAUCAAGCAAGAACCUCCCGAAUCGCCAGGUGCGAAACAUUUCCUGCCUGUAACACCCGUUUCCAGCAGCACCACCACCAACAGCGGUUCCUCGUACGGCAGUAGCAACGCCAACAGCAGUCACCAAAGCGAUGUCGUUAUGGUUGCCGCCGCUACACCGGGCAGCUCCGCUAACAGUGCAACGGAAACGGACCCCUCGCGUGAGGAAGACAUGGAGGAAGAUUAUGCUGACGGCGAUGGUGGUGGUGGGGGGGACGCCGGUGCCGAUGGAGCAGGCGGAGGUCCUCCGCCGGAGAGCAAGAAGUUCAUCCUGGCGCCGACACCGGCGCAGUUGGGUCGUGCCCCACUGCAGCGGCGCCAGAUGAGCAGCGGCGGUUGUAACAGCAACAGCAACAGUAACAGUGGCAUGAUGCAGUCGGACCAGCAGCAGCCGCAGCCGCAGCCGCCACCCCCACUGAGUGGCAACAGUAUCGCUCAACAGCAGACAACACCGAUGGACGAUGACGGCGGGGCAGACGAUGCGGCCGGGCGGCAAUCGUCGUCGAACGGGCAGACCAAUCACCAUCCGCACCAUCAGCAGCAACACGCGUCGAUGCCGUCCGCUUUGCCCACACCGACGUCCGCUUCGAUGGAGGAAUACCACAGCCAGAUUUCGCCGUCCGCCGCCAAGAAAGCGUUCUUCCGCAAGGCGAAGCCGGAUGAUAUGGACAACGUGCUGAGACAGGUUGACUUUGAGAAAAAGUUUAAAACACUACCCCAGUUUAAGCCGGAAGAUUGUCACUCGCCCAGUGCCAUCAUGGCGUCCUCGCCCCGUGUGUUUACGCAAAACUAUCGCAAAAAGCAAACCACGACUCACAAAACGCUGCCGGAUGAUGAGCAGCACAGCAAUCUGCAUUCGGAUGGUAGCGUUCCGCCGCUUUCCAGCACGGCCACCCCGUCCAGCUCGUACGUGAUCGGGAAUCGGUUUUUCGGGCCCGAUUUCAACAUGGAACAGUACAAGGAACUGUCGGCUGAAAUGGGACGCUCGGGAGGAGGGGCGUCUGUUGGUGGAAGCGGGACGGUGGUGGGUGGUGGCGCGGGUGCUGACGACCGUUCGCCUCGGACGCCCAAAACGCCAUCGCAGCGAUCGGUCAACUCGGCGGAAGAGAAGGGCCAUCGGAAGAUACUCGAGCAGCGACGCAACCUGGUGGUGCAGCUGUUCAACGAACACGGGAUGUUUCCCUCGACGCACGCUACAAAUAGCUUUCAGCUGGCGCACAGCGACAUAUUUCCUAACAAGCAGAGCCUGCAGCUGAAGAUUCGCGAGGUGCGUCAAAAAUCGAUGGCCCAGCAGCCCGGUUUUACGCCGCAGUCAGCUGGUCCUAUUACUCCGACAGAAGUGAACAAUGGUCAGUCCGACAGCAACCAGCAACAUUCAAUACAUCAUCAGCACAGCCAGCAGCAGCUUCAUCAUCUGCACCAACCACAGCAGCAGCAACAACAGCCGGAACAUAGCACCAACUGAACCGGACACACGGAGCAUCCGAAUGAGAGGGGUUUGGUCGGGAGAAGAUAGUAGGUAAAAAAAACAAGCAAAAGGUAAGCCACAACCGAGCAGGGCUAAAACGAGCUGGUUUCCUCGCGUGUUACGAUAAGGAUGACAAGAAGAAAGACAAAACCUAAACCACAAACGCCCGAUGCAGUGCAAUGUACAAACAGAGCGCUCGACUUGUUUCGUUCUCUUCAAUAUUCAACAUACGAAUUAUCGUUAGUAAUUCUGCCUAGAGGUUCUUCCGUUGAGCGACGAUGCGUAACGUGUAGAGCGGGGGUUGUAGAUGCGACCACAAACUCGAUACGAACUCCGGAACUGUCUGGCGGGAGCACGGCACCAACCAGCUACAAUAGUAGGGCAAUACAAUAGCCAAACAGCAAAGAAAACCAACCAUAUAACCCCCCCUCCGGCUUAUAUCCCAAAAUGCCAAUGAACGUACAAUGUCCUUCAUUUUCUACCCAUUUUUACGCUUUGUUUCCUCCAAUCUUGAAUCUUUUGUUCCAAGCAUUAGAUUAACGUGAAAAAGGAACAGGGCUAGGAAUAUAGUAGAUGCUUCGUAGUGACACGUCGUAGCCGUAGCAGACGAGGAGGAUUGUGCAAUUUAAGUGUUGUUUGCAGCGAACCCAUUGUCGUCAUGCCGGGAGCGUUCCACAGUUAAUAGUUGUUGGUUGGAUAGAUGGAAUACAGUUUGCGGGUGCGGGAAAUCGUUAAGCAGAAACGCGACAUCCCAGCCGGAGGAAACACUGAAGGCAAACAAACAAACAAAACAUAAUAAAACUCUAGUAGAAAAGGCUUUCCCCCGUGGGUGGUACCCUGUUAUUGGGCAUGUUUGCGCAUAUCAUCCAACACAUGACAAAAGCAAAACAAGCGUAAUGAUGAUUUCACGUAGGCCCGGCCAACUGUCUCUAUGACCCAUAGACAAAGCGAAGUGAUGCGUAGAACAUACAAAUUAAGAGUAGUGCAAUGGUGUGAAACGUUGGAACGUGACACUCUGCGACGGAAACAAGGGGGGGGGGGGGAGAGGAGGGGGGCGUCAAAAUGCGGGAGCAAAUGCGGUGAUUUUAGUUUCGUAAGGUGUGGCGUACAGAACGGAGAACAAACGUUUCUUUAAAAGUUGUAUUCUCUCGAUAUUAUCUUCAGUUUAGAAGCAAUCUACAAACAACCACCACCACCACCACACAGGGGUAAGCGAUAUGAUAUUGCUGCGUUUUUGUCACAGUGCCACCCGGCCGCUGCUGUACUGUACUGCACUUGUACUAGUAGCAGCGGCCCCCAGGUGCGUAGUGUGUGUCUGUAUAUAGUAUACAUAUAUAUAAAUGAAGUGACUUAGCACGAAUACUAAAUGUUUCGUAGUGUCCAAUUUCCCCACAAACAAACAAAAAGUCACCUCAAUUAUGUUGCAAACAAAUCAAUACAUAUACAUAUAUAUA